AUGUCCUCCUCGUCCUCCAAAGUCCUCACUCCUGGCCCGAGCGCUACAGCUCCCAGCGCAGCGGUCGUUCCUCAACGAACCCCGCUCGCACCUCUAUCGCUGCUCGAGUCGUUCGCUUGUGGAGGUCUCGCAGGAUGUGCAGCCGUCACGGUUUCCAACGUCCCAGAGGUCAUGAAGACCCGUCUGCAACUCCAGGGCGAGCUUCAGCGGGCAGACAGUAACGCUCCAAAGGUGUACAAGAACGUCCUCGAUGUGUUCCAGAAGACAUGGCGGCAUGAGGGGAUCAAAGGGCUACAAAGGGGUCUCUUACCGGCGUACGGCUACCAGAUCCUCCUCAAUGGGUCUCGGCUGGGCUUCUAUGAGCCAAUCCGCCGUUCUCUGACCGCCACUGUUGGCCGGAAUCCAGACGAGGUGCUGGCGAGCACAGCGAUCGUAGCUGGGGCAAUGACGGGAUGUAUUGGAGCCGCACUGGGAUCUCCACUCUUCAUGGUCAAAGCACGGAUACAGGCUUACUCGCCCGCCCUCCCCGUCGGCGCACAGCACUACUACAAGGGCUCGUUCGAUGCCCUGCGGACUAUCCUGAAGAGCGACGGGAUACUGGGACUGUGGAGGGGUGUCAAUGCUGCCAUCCUGCGGACAGCUAUGGGCUCAUCAGUACAACUACCCUCUUACAACCUCGGCAAGAAGUACUUGAUUUCGUGGGGUUGGAAGGAGAAUGGGUACUCGACAUAUCUCGUCGCUAGUGGAGUAUCAGGUUUCUGCGUUUGUGCGGCCAUGCAACCCGCCGAUACGGUCCUCACUCGGAUGUACAACCAAAAUACCGUCAAAGACCCGAUCACCGGUCGUGUUCGCGGUGCACUGUAUACGAACCCGAUAGAUUGUCUCUGGAAGACUUUCAAGGCGGAGGGGAUUGCGGGGUGGUACAAGGGGACGACAGCGCAUCUGUUGAGAAUAUGGCCGCAUACUGUCAUUACGCUCGUGGCGAAUGAGUUUGUGAUGACCAAGUAUAGGGCAGCAAAGAUGCGCUGGGCCGGAGAUGCGUAG
This is a messenger RNA of Dioszegia hungarica, 1044 nucleotides long. Its product is annotated as mitochondrial carrier domain-containing protein. The record is from RefSeq and is a predicted model, not a curated record. The coding region runs from base 1 to 1044 and encodes 347 amino acids. Lineage: Eukaryota; Fungi; Basidiomycota; Tremellomycetes; Tremellales; Bulleribasidiaceae. The transcript is spliced from 7 exons.